GUAAGCCCACUCCGGCUAUACUUUUGGUUUCAUUGGGCUGCAAACUGUUUCAGACACGUUUAGUGGGACAUACCGGGCUGCACCUGUUUUAUAUAAUGGAUAUCUUCCUUCAGGCUUUCUUCUUGUGGCUUGUCACCUGCACAGGGUCUCUCUCUGCACAGUCUAGGAUCUACGUAUCUGUUACAGCUGGUUCCUCAGCUGUUCUUCCAUGUGAUUUUAGGAAUAAAACACAGUCGUCUGGUGAAAGACCCCACACUGAGUGGCGCACUGUGUCUGAAACUGUGUUUGAGCGACAGGGUGGGGAUCAGUAUGAGGGUGAGGGGUAUGAACAUCGUGUGGAUGUUCCUGAAGAUAAGCUGGUCAGUGGGGAUUGUUCCCUGGUGUUGAAGGAUGUCAGACUAAAUGAUUCAGGUCCAUAUGAGAGCUACCUGCUGGAGAGACGAAGGAGGAGGUCCCUCCACUCUAAACGGGUUUUCAUCCAGGCUGUGGAGCUCUCAGUGGAGGAAUCGCCUAAAGAGAUUUAUGAAAAUGUCGCAGAAACACGAAUAAUUGAAGAGAUUUCCAAUUUAAGGCGAGCUGUAAUAGCUGUGUCAAGUAAUGCAGGAAUGAUCCAGACUUCCUCACAGAUCACAGUGUUCAUCCUCCUUACAAACAUCUUCUGUCAUAGCAUCUGAAGAAAUACAAAGCAUGGAUGCUUUUAUAGAAAUGCUGUCUGAUUCUUCCUGUUCUGUUACAAGUUCAAUGUAACCUUUAAUGCCUUUGAAUUAGUGUAGAGCCCCACCUUGUGGUGUAUCGUAGAAUCUGUCUAUGCUUCUGUUUCCUGUUAAAACUGAGGUUAUACAGGAAGUGAAUUGCUAUAACACAUGGAGAGGAGGCAGCCAGUACUAGUUCAUGUGCUUCAAUCUGCUUUCAUCCUGCUCUUUGAUGGCAUUCUCUAAUCUACAAUGAUUCCAGCGACGAUGAUCAAGAACUUCAUCUUUUGGAGUUUCCUCCUGUGUUUUUUCACCAGUGCUGACUGUCCCACAUCAUCUCUGUCCGUGUCUGCUCGAGUGGGCUCCUCCGCUGUCCUGCCUUGUGACAGGAAAAGCACAUCCUGCAAUUCACCAUCUCCGCAAGAAUCACUCAUCGGGUGGAAUAUUUUAUCUGAGUUUGUGUUUGAGAGAGACGGCACACGCACAGAUCAGGGAGAGCGAUAUAAAGGCCGUGUGGACAUCCCUGAAGAUGAGCUGCGCAAUGGAAACUGUUCACUGGUGUUGAAGGACGUGAGAAAGUCAGAUGAAGGAAACUAUCAGAGCCAAAUGAUCUGCAGAAACCAGUGGUUAGAUAUUCAGGGAGUCAGGUUGUUAGUAGAAGAAUUAGCUGAACAGAAUUCCAAUGAACCACAAAGUAAAUCAAGUGAUGCAGGAGUGAACCGCCCUUUUCCAGGGAUUGUAGCACUUGUCCUCCUGUCAGUCUUAGUCUUCCACCAGUCUUACUAUUCUACAAAAAUGAUGAUCAAGAAGAUCUUCCUUCAGCUUUCCCUCAUCUGGGCCAUCAUCCCUACCGUCUCUGCAAAGCCUCAGAUCAACAUAUCUGCUAAAGUGGGUUCCUUGGUGCUUCUGCCGUGUGAUUUUUCCAGCAAACUGUCAUCCAUCCAAAAGCCACACAUCGAGUGGAGCAUCUCUUCUGAGACAGUGUUUGAGCGAGGGGGUAAUGAGUCCUUUCAGGGUUACAGCUAUGAAGACCGUGUGGAUGUUCCUGAAGAUAAGCUGAGUCAUGGAAAUGGUUCCCUGGUGUUGAAGGAUGUCAGACAUGCAGAUGAAAGAAUUUAUAAAUGCAAACUUAAGAUGAAAACAGGCCGCCAAAAUAAAUGGGUUUUCAUUCAGGCUGUCAGCCUCUCAGUUGAAGAAUUUUCAGCUCCCCCAGAACCAACUAAGGAGAGUCUCCAUUUGAGGAAUGCUGGGGUGAACUGUCCUUCUCCAUGGAUUCUAGCACUUUGUCUCCUCUCAUACUUCCUCUUCCAUAGAACCUUUGGAUGUUGAGGUGCAUCUUUAAGGAGCAACACUACUGUGAACUGAAGGGAUAAGAUGUCUAGAGCUCCUGGAAGACUGAAGACUUUUUUGGCAGAUGUUGACAAAAUGGACAACAUCUACGGGGCAAUACUCAAGAGCAGCUUUAGCCACCUGCUAAUUCUCCCAGGUUGCCAUGGGAGCUCCUCUGCCAGCUACUAUUAGCUCCUCAAUGCUUCUGUCCAGGGUGUUACCUCAUGACUUGUCUCUCAGAGUGGACAGUAGGACAAAAUUUUCCUGACAAAUAUGAAGUCACUUAUCAUACAUGGGACUCUUUGCUCAUAUUUUAGCUAAAUGGUUUUAUUUAUUUAUUUAUUUUUUUAAAACACUUUAAUGUUUAAUGUUGUAGUUUACAUCAUAUAGUCAAAGGUCUAAUUUUCAGUUGCAGUCCCUGGUCAGGUUGAUGAUAUGAAGUUUAAACAAUGCACCUUAAUUAGGCAAAAAAAGACCAUUAAGGACUUUAAAAUUUAUACUAUGUUUGAGAAUUUAACAGGAUUUACCCAUCUUAAGAAAACAAACUUACAGUGAUGAUGUUGAUUUGACUUUUUAUCUGACUUUUAAGGCUUGUUUACACACUAUCUCAGUCACCUCAAGAACAGUCUUGUAUCCAGCUUGUUUGAUGAUAAGUAAUAUGACAAAAGAUCAUGACAUUCAUAAACAAUUUUGCUGCUUGGA
This is a messenger RNA of Pygocentrus nattereri (red-bellied piranha), 2723 nucleotides long. RefSeq lists its product as uncharacterized. Gene Ontology annotation, biological process: positive regulation of T cell proliferation; T cell costimulation; immune response. The transcript is spliced from 14 exons. The record is from RefSeq and is a predicted model, not a curated record. Gene Ontology annotation, cellular component: external side of plasma membrane. NCBI's taxonomy places the organism in Eukaryota, Metazoa, Chordata, Actinopteri, Characiformes, Serrasalmidae. Bases 945 to 2021 code for a protein of 358 amino acids.